AUGAAAACCGUACUGUCGAUUACAGUGGUAAUAGUUGCUUUGUUUUGUGAAUACUCGACAAAUGUAUGGAGCACUGCCCGCUUCAGUUACGGUAAACAUGGUAACAAAACACUCGGAGACAUCCUCGGAACCGAACCGAUCCAUAGCAAUUUGGAGCCGUUGGUGCAGGUUGAAGCUUCAAAACCUAGGAUUGAGGUUCUUGAGCAUGGAACCGAUAAGCUUAAGGAAGCCUCCUUAAAAUCUGGCGCUUCUGAGCAAGAAUUCGUGUACAGUCUAACCAUUCCCAGAGGGCGUUACCAAAAGUGGUCUAACUGGUCCAAAUGUGAUCCAAUUGCUUGUGUCCAGAGUCGACGCCGUGAAUGUGUUGACGAAUCUUGGAAUCGAUCCGACGUCAAUAGAUCAGGUGCAAGACGGUGUCCUAGUAGAUAUUACGAAAUGACGCGCAAAUGUAAGAAUAAGAAAACGUGUAUAACAUAUGGUAUGCUUGAAAACUGUGGAAUCCGAAUCGCGAACGAAGACACUGGCUCAGACACUACUGGAGAUGAAAGAACAACACCGAAUUCGUGGCCAUGGCUGGUGAGUUUGUGCUGA
Messenger RNA from Dicrocoelium dendriticum, 591 nucleotides. The record is from the annotation of a GenBank genome assembly. NCBI's taxonomy places the organism in Eukaryota, Metazoa, Platyhelminthes, Trematoda, Plagiorchiida, Dicrocoeliidae.